ACGUCUGAUCAACGGAUAUCAUGGAGUCUGGCAAGAUGGCUUCUCCCAAGAGCAUGCCGAAAGAUGCACAGAUGAUGGCGCAAAUCCUGAAGGAUAUGGGGAUUACAGAAUAUGAGCCAAGUGUUAUAAAUCAGAUGUUGGAGUUUGCCUUCUGAUAUGUGACCACAAUUCUAGAUGAUGCAAAAAUUUAUUCAAGCCAUGCUAAGAAAGCCACUGUUGAUGCAGAUGAUGUGCGAUUGGCCAUCCAGUGUCGUGCUGAUCGGUCUUUUACCUCUCCUCCCCCAAGAGAUUUUUUAUUAGAUAUUGCAAGGCAAAGAAAUCAAACUCCUUUGCCAUUAAUCAAGCCAUAUUCAGGCCCCAGGUUGCCACCUGAUAGAUACUGCCUGACUGCUCCAAACUAUAGACUUAAGUCUUUACAAAAAAAGGCAUCUACUUCUGCGGGAAGAAUAACAGUUCCAUGGUUAAGUCAACACUUAACUUGGUCUGUUACUAGCAGACCAAGUACUCCCACCCUUGGCACCCCAACCCCACAAACCAUGUCUGUGUCAACUAAAGUAGGGACUCCAGUGUCCCUCACAGGGCAAAGGUUUACAGUGCAGAUGCCCACUUCACAGUCCCCAACUGUAAAAGCAUCAAUUCCUGCAACAUCCGCAGUUCAGAAUGUUCUGAUUAAUCCAUCAUUAAUUGGGUCUAAAAACAUUCUUAUUACCACUAACAUGGUGUCAUCACAAAAUACUGCCAAUGACUCAUCAAAUGCAUUGAAAAGAAAACGAGAAGAUGAUGACGAUGAUGACGAUGAUGACGAUGAUGACGAUGAUAAUUUGUAA
Neomonachus schauinslandi (Hawaiian monk seal) is the source of this 827-nucleotide messenger RNA. Its product is annotated as transcription initiation factor TFIID subunit 9-like. Gene Ontology annotation, biological process: RNA polymerase II preinitiation complex assembly; DNA-templated transcription initiation. Gene Ontology annotation, molecular function: protein heterodimerization activity; transcription coactivator activity; RNA polymerase II general transcription initiation factor activity. The transcript has a single exon. Lineage: Eukaryota; Metazoa; Chordata; Mammalia; Carnivora; Phocidae. Gene Ontology annotation, cellular component: transcription factor TFTC complex; transcription factor TFIID complex; SAGA complex. The record is from RefSeq and is a predicted model, not a curated record.